AUGGAUCCCGAUGCAAUCCUGCAGAACCCGAAGCCCGAUAGCUCCAAACAAGUAAAUGCCAAAGAUAAAGAUGACAUCGCCAUGUAUGUGGCAGGCUACGCUUUGGUGACAACACUCCUGAUAUGGCUCGACUUGAGUGGCCUGUCCAUGGGUUCCACCUUCGAGUUCGCAGCCCGAUGGAUUGGCAGCUUUGGCCUUCUCAUCGCAUGUCUGACUUUGCUUUCAAAUAGCCUCGAUGCCCUUGGUAAGGCUAUGGUGCCUGAUGACCAUGUCAAGGGAGCAUCCAGGGCUUUUAUCGGUGCUCUAAAAGGCGUGUUUGUGGCAGUUAUCAUUGCUGUAUCCACGCACUGGCUGGACGAAAAGCUGUUUCUCUACCAGGUCUUCUGGGUCCAAGUUCUGGCGCUACCUGCAGGCUUCAUUGUAGCCAAGUAUCUAGGAGAAAGAAUGGAUGGCCAUGAGGACUGGCUCGCGAGCCUCGGCGCAUAUGGCCUGGUCAACAUAUUCCUGUGGCUCGACCUCCUGAACAUCCCCGGUCCCAAGGCUGAGGAAACGCGUCCAGCGACCGACUGGGAGAACGUCGGGAUGAUGGCAUGGACUAUUGGUUACUUCGUGCUUCUUGUCGCUAACUUCAUCCUUCUCAUCGGCACCAUUGACUACAUCAUCAAAUUCCGCGACGCAAAAGAUCCUGAUGGCGAUGGCAAAGUCCUGACAACUCUUGGUGCAUUCAUCGGCGUUGGUGUCAUGACAAUCGGCGUCAUGCUGCCUCUCGAACUGGUGUUCCAUGUCUUGGAAGGCAGAUACUGGAUCUAUUAA
Molecule: messenger RNA, 813 nt
Organism: Aureobasidium uvarum
Lineage: Eukaryota; Fungi; Ascomycota; Dothideomycetes; Dothideales; Saccotheciaceae
Source: the annotation of a GenBank genome assembly